Messenger RNA from Porites lobata, 2647 nucleotides. The record is from the annotation of a GenBank genome assembly. NCBI's taxonomy places the organism in Eukaryota, Metazoa, Cnidaria, Anthozoa, Scleractinia, Poritidae.
CGACUUCAAGGGAACUGGGGAAGCCCCGGGAACUAGUCUAGCUCAAGAUGAACAAAGAUGGCGGCCUACAAAGAGGAUUUGGUCAGCACUCUCGAGUCUUCGCUACAGGUAAACGUUUUGUGUCGUCUUGCUAAAUCUAUUUUCCUUUAAAGGAUUACAUUUUGAGAAUUCUCAUUUCAUUUCAACAGUCCUGCGUAUCGCUUUUUCUUGUCACUGACAACGUUGAGAAAGAUGGCAAGAUGGUGGAUGUCAACCAAAGUGGUGAGCUUCGCCUAGUUUUAAGCUUUUUGUAGUUUUACUGUUACUAAUGGUUAAAAUAUUGAUGUUAUGAAACUAUCACAUCAUAAAGUUGACUUAAAUUGCCCAUGGGAAAUAACCAAACAUUAAUAAAAUGUUUUAACGUGUUUUUAGGGGUAGAAGCCUGCAUCAAGAGAUUUCUUGAUUCUGCAAAGUCCUUAGAGGCCGAUUUUCUACGAAAACAAAUGUACAGCCGGGUGAAUCAUCCCCAAGAAGUCACAAAGGAGGUAAUCAUAGACUAUUUACAGUUAUAGUACUGUUUUGAGCUUGAUACCCUAGCCCAAUGCAUCAGUCAAUUCCAGCUGCGCCCAUUCCCCGUUCCCCCGGGGCCACUGUGGGGCAUUUGCCUGCCUUGGCAGUCCUGGGGUUGUGGCAUUAGCAAAUUUUGCAUGGCCCAGGGGUCGGGCAUUCGCCUAUUCCGGGGCCAACCCCGAGCUUUUGACAUGCACAUGGUUUCCCAUCCUAAUAUAACAAAAAUGGAGGAUUUUAUUGGAAACACAAGCAGAUUGGCAGAUUGGCUCAUGUAUCAAGGGCACAAAAAACUUGUAGAGGUUUUUAAAAGCACGUUCCUCGAUUUUGUGCAUGCCUUUCUUUAUUGCUUAUCAAGACAGAACUUGAAAUCGGGAGCUAUCAACGUACGUGAAUCAACUUUUUCUUUUUAUUAAUUUAGGAUUUGAAUAAAAUUUAGGGGUAAUGAUUUUAAUUCCUUCUAUGAUCAUGCAUGAUCAAUCUAUUAUUUUAAGAAAUUCCUUUCAUAUUAUUCAACUUUUCAGAACAGAUCGCUUUAUACACCAUAAUUGAUUUUCAUUUUAUGGCGCUUUGUACCCAAAUAACAGAGCUGUUUAAUAGAGUAGAAGCCAUUUAGCUUUUAUUUUCUUUUUUUCUCUCCAUUUAUUAGGAAGUUGAAAGAAUGAGAGCUGAGCUAGCACAGAAAGAAGAGCUGCUGAAAAGAACACGAGAGAGAGUAGCUGUUUGGGCUCAUGCCUUUCAAGAUCUUGAAACAAGACAAACGAGACUUCACUUAGCUGAUAUUGUAUCAUGAAGAACUAUGUCAUUAUCUAGAUGCUUAUGUCAUGGACACUUUUAACACAGACAGUUCAAACUACAGAAUUCAUAGCCUGUGAGAUCAGGCCAAAUUAUAGCUGCUCAUCUACCUUCUCUUAUAUGGCAGUGGUUUUGGAUUUGCAUUUUCCACUGAAAUGUUAUUUUUAUCAAGCAAUUGAAAAUGGAAUCUAAGACCCUCUUUACUUAAAGUACAUUGUGUACAUUAGCAGAGUACAAAGUAGCUGCCGGGUGGCCAGCACUUUGACUACACUUGCAGCGAAGUGUCACCAAAGAAAUAAGAAAUGUCAUGCUUUGAUUGGCCAACUGAAAUUGAAGUACUGUAAUGUUGUAGUAAACAUUUCAUAUCAGACCAUAAAGCAGCCAAGAAACGUUUUAAAAGCUUUUUGGAAACGUUUUAAAAUAAGGAGAAAGAGUAGAAGAAGGUUUGGAAAUUUAAAGUGUGCUGCAGAAGUUGUAAAGGAGAAUUCUUGUUCUCUGUAAAUGAUUAAUUCUUUUAUGCAUUUGUUCAAGCGUGAAACAUGCAAGCUUGUCUAGACAAACCAUUGCGUUAUUGCCUUUAUGUUUCUGCACGGUCAUGUAAAAGUGAUAUUUCAAUUCAUCAAGAUUUUGGUCAUGUGCUAGGCAUCGGGUUCUUGACAGAUUCCGUUCAUUAGUACACUCUCCACAAAUCCUGUGCAUUGAAUGUUUAAUUCCUUUGACUACUGUAUUAAAUCACGUUGUUGACUAUUGACAAAAAAACCCUACAGAUUCAGGCUAAAAGCCGUGAUUUUAUUUUGAACCCUGCAUUAGCAUUGUAAAUAAAACAGGAAAAUGUAUAUGACACACUGUGCACAUAAGUAUUCUAUGGACAUUUUUUAUACGUGCUGUAUAAUGAAUAAUCAUGCAGGGCUAUCAUUAAGGGUGAGGGGCUUUGAAUUUCCCCUGAAUUACAUAGCAAACUAGAAAGAAUUAAAAAAGCUAGGAGGAAGGAAACUAGAAGAAAAAAUAAUAGUACCAAAAGAAAUUCCUAGCUGUUUGGUCCCCAGCCUACUUACUGUAUUUACCCAGCAAUGUGAAAUUUUAGUGGUGCAUAGCCCUGUCAUGGAACUAUAUGUUAAAACUAUUGUUUUCCUUUUCUGUGUUUGUGUGGUUUCCAGUAGUUAUGUUUUGUUUGGUCCUUAGGUUGUGUGUUUGAUUUGUGUGUGUACUAGGUAUUUAUCACUGAAUGUCAGAGUGUAAUUAAAUUAGUCUAAACCGUUGGUGUGGUUUAACACUCACUCACCAAAAAAUAACAGGUGGCAUCAAC